UCUAUAACCUUCGACAAUUGGUUUGCUCAGGUACUCCAAGAAUAACCACCUCCCAAAGAUAUGCCAUUUUAAAACUCGUCUUCUUCCUCUCUCGCUUCCCCCUCAUCCUUUUUUCUCUGUUCUUCCCUCCCUACAGAAGACAGCUAAUGUAGUGGAGUCUGUUUCCUUUUGUUUUGGUUGAAAGCUCUACUCUUCUGGGUUUAGAGGGUCCUGGUCUUUGUCUCUUAGACCAUUUGGAUUCCGCAGAUUGUUAUUUCGGAAACCCAGGAAGCCUAAACCAUGGCGGUGGAAGAGUCAGUGAGCGAAACGAAAGGAAACGAAGAGAUAGGAAACGCAGAGAUAGAAAACGCAGAUGCAGAGAUGGAAUCCCAAGGUGAUGACCUGAAGAAGGGAGAGUCAUGCGAGGGGGAGCCUUCACCUAGGGGUGUACUGGAAGCCCCCGGGACGGACUCGGACUGUAGCAGCAGCUGUGCAUCGUCUUCUUGUUCUGAUAGACCACCGCUUGGUCAUCAGCGCACGCUAAUGCGUGACAUCAGCAAUGGAUUGCAAUGGACCAAGGGGAAGGAGAUGUUUGAUGCCUUGAAGAAGAAGUCAGCCAGGAGAUUCUCCACAAUUCCAUUGCUGGGUACUAGCUAUGAAUUGUCCAGGAGGAACUUGAGGAGGAGAUUGGCCAGGAUUUGGAGCACCGAUGAUGGGGAGGAGGAUGAAGAGGGAGUUGAUUGUGAGGGAUAUCUGGCGAUGAAACCGUCUUGGAGGAACUUUGAUUAUGCAGAGCUUGCUGUUGCUACUGGCAAUUUCAAGCCUGAGAACUUAAUUGGGAAAGGUGGGCAAGCAGAAGUGUACAAGGGAAUCUUAAACAAUGGUGAAGUUGUAGCUGUAAAGAGGCUAAUGAAGAAAGAAAAAGAAACUGAAAACUUGGACAGAGUUGGUGAUUUCUUAGCAGAGCUUGGGGUUAUUGCUCACAUUAGCCACCCGAAUGCUGCCAAAUUGCUCGGAUUUGGCAUCGAUGGUGGUUUGCACCUAGUUCUCCAGUUUUCACCACAUGGCAGCUUAGCUUCUCUACUAUUUGGUUCAGAAAAAGUUAUGGAAUGGAAAAUAAGGUUUAAGGUAGCACUUGGGGUAGCAGAAGGGUUACAAUAUCUCCAUCAUGAUUGCCACAGGCGCGUCAUUCAUCGCGACAUCAAGGCCUCCAAUAUAUUACUGUCUGAAGAUUAUGAGGCUCAGAUAUCUGAUUUCGGACUAGCAAAGUGGCUCCCUGAAAAAUGGACUCAUCAUGUUGUAUUCCCUAUUGAAGGCACAUUCGGAUAUUUGUCUCCAGAGUACUUUAUGCAUGGAAUCGUCGACGAGAAGACUGAUGUAUUUGCAUAUGGAGUUUUAUUACUGGAGAUCAUAACAGGUCGUCGUGCAGUUGAUAACACUCAACAAAGCCUUGUGAUAUGGGCAAAACCACUUCUGGAUUCGGGCAAUGUCAAGGAACUAGCAGAUCCUCGAUUAGAAGAUAACUAUGAUCCGGUAGAGAUGAAAAGAGCCAUGUCGGCAGCUUCAAUGUGCAUUCGUCACCAAUCCACCAAGCGUCCAUACAUGACUCGGGUAGUGAAAGUACUCGAGGGGGAGGAUGGACUUGGAGAACAAUUGAAACAAAAGUCUACACAAGUGAGAUCACUCGUCUUGGAUGCUUGUGACUUGGAAGAUUAUACUUGUUCUAACUAUCUCAGCGACCUAACUCGCCAUCGGCAACUAGUAAUGGAUCAGUAGCGUAUCCUUUUGAAACAUCGGCAUCGUUAUUUUCCUGCAGCCUCUUGUUGUUGUUGCUAGUCUGUGUGAAAGUUUUGGAUUGGUAUUAGCCUCUCUGCCCCCCUAUGGGUUGAGUUAAAGUUCACCGGCUUGCAUCUAAGAAGGCUCCCAUACUUUGCAGCAGUUGUUUGCUAUAUAAACCUAGGGAACUCUAGAAAUGCCACUUUUUCCAUGUGACGAUACGGUUUGGUAAUGUUGUAAUAUGGUUUGUCAUGUUGUCGACUAUGAGCCAGAAAAUGUACAUUUCAAUAUGGCUCAGGAAAACGAACUAUCUUAAUUGAUAAUCGGACAACAAGACAUUAUCGUAGUAAAGUAAAAUUACUGUUAGUAGAUAUGAAGUACCGCAUGACAGUUGUAUUUUACUUCUCACUGUCUCAAAAGAUUUGUGAAUUAUGUUCAA
This is a messenger RNA of Rosa chinensis, 2194 nucleotides long. RefSeq names its product receptor-like cytosolic serine/threonine-protein kinase RBK1. Gene Ontology annotation, molecular function: protein kinase activity; ATP binding. NCBI's taxonomy places the organism in Eukaryota, Viridiplantae, Streptophyta, Magnoliopsida, Rosales, Rosaceae. The coding region runs from base 280 to 1755 and encodes 491 amino acids. The transcript has 8 exons. The record is from RefSeq and is a predicted model, not a curated record. Gene Ontology annotation, biological process: protein phosphorylation.